AUGACAGCGACGCCCAGUCGCAUUACGUUAAAGAAUAACAUACAGAUUCGAAUAAAUGACUAUGUAUAUAUAUCUGCACCAUGGGCCUAUGGCUUAGGCGAACCUUAUAUGAUUGCACGUGUAAUGAAUAUUCUGCAAAGCGAAAAUCAUCAUGGUCACGGGGGCGGGCAAGUACGCGUAAACUUGUUUUUGCGAAUGCGGGAUCUUACGCAUCGUUCGAACAACGAUUCGAGACUCCUUGUGGCCACUAUGCAUUCGGAUACAUUUCCUGUGACUGCUAUUCGCGGCAAGUGUCGUGUGAAGCAUCGGGACCUUAUCAGCCAUGGAUCGCCGCAAGAAUUAGCAGCAUGGAAACGUCGCGAUGAUCAUUUUUAUUUUUACCAACUCUUCGACAGGUAUAUUCAUCGAUUCUAUGAAGUCAUCCCCACAUGGAAACUAAGGAAUGCGCCUGAAAAUGUGCUUCAAGUGCUUCGUGAGCGAUACUCGUUUAUUGUGGCAGAGACGUCCAUUGCUUCUGAACUGUGCGAUGUGCUCCGAGUGUGUUUUGUAUGCCAUGAAUGGGCUUCUACAGUGGAAUCUGUUCGAUGUGACACUUGUCGGAACUUUUUUCAUAUGCAAUGCUUGACGCCGCCUCUAUCUACAAAGCCAGCCAAGGGGUACAGCUGGAAUUGUGCUCCCUGUGCUAGACAGCAUGAUGAGGUGGUCGAGGAGCAGGGUGUUGGAGGCGGUGGGCUCGACGCGCCCCCGUCUUCAGCCACUGUACAUGGCCCACGCUCAACUCAGUCAACAAAGCGGAAACGAACCCGAUCAAAUUUGUUUAGUGAUGUCCUCGAGCCCGAGAACAAGAUUGUAUUAUCGAGCCCAAUGGAUCGUGAAGGACUUCGCUGCUUCCAAGGAUGGCCGCACCGUUACUUUGGCGAACACUCCUCAGUCAUGGAUGUUUUCGACUCACACGAUUCCAUUUACCCGCGCGCUGUAACACGUAUCGGCCCUAAAUUCCAGGCUAACGUUCUGUCAUGUGAAGAACAGCAACAGCACUCAAAGAACACCUCAUUACUUGCAAAGUCUUCCCCACGAAAAAACAGAACCACAUUCAAGAUGGUUAAUGCGAAAGGCGUGGAUUCCAUGGAUGUGGAUACAUAUGACCGAGAAGAGACAUCUGAAGAUGACAUAUAUGAACGUGGAUCUGAUGAAACCAUAAAUGUGAUUUGUAUACCCCCACCAGAUCUCGAUUGGAGCAAAGUGGAUCAGUACUUGGAGAGUUUAGCUGCACCACGCUCGAAUGCAGCCAAAUACUCAUAUCGAUUUAUGAAUCGAGCACUAUCUUUGUUAUGUGCUAGCGGGUUCCGUUACGAGGAUGCAGCGAAACAUUUCAGCCAAAGUAAUGAUACUGACUUCGGAUUGUUUCUACUUUCACAGGAAGAGGAAGACCUCCUCGAGAAGACGAUUGUUGAGGUUACUGGUGAUAUGCGCAAUUUGAAAAAGGCAUUACCGAAUCGAACACCUGCGCAAAUCGUGCAAGGUCUCUACCGCUGGAAACUUCGUCGCCUGAAAGAACGAUGGCAAGGUCGGGAGAGAGUCAAGAUCACUCUUCGAGGGGCACAUACACAGACAGAAGAUAGGCAGCGUGAAUCAUCUCCUGCAUUGUCUGUGUUAUCAUUCGAUAACUUGCCAGAGUCCAGAAUACCACCUAAAAUAAUCUGCUCUUUUUGCUCUGUUGCUACCAGCCCAUUCUGGUACAAGUCACCGCUAUACUCACAUGGAUAUGGUUUAUGCGUGUAUUGUGGACAGUAUUGGCGAAAGUAUGCGGCAGAGACAGCCACUGCUUUUAUCACUGAGAAGAAGAGACAGUCUGCUAUUGAGCAUGGCUCCGAUGAAACGGGACUAGGCGUACUUGUACCCACUUAUGCACAAAUGGCGGAAACCCAACCGAAAAUCGCACAUUCUGCGAGCUCUGCCUCUCCAGAAGCAGGUCGAUGCGUUAUGUGUCGUCGUCUUGAUCCGAAAAAGUUGAUGCGCUGCUGUGCAAAUUGUGGUAUCGCCGGACAUCAAGGCUGCUUGGGGCUAGAAAAUGCAGACUUAGAAACUGAAGCUUGGCUUUGCGACUUGUGCAAAAAUGACCAGGAUCCCUUAUCUUCUAUCCUGCCUUUUUGUAUUUUGUGUGGAGAGACGCCAACGGAUCGUUUCACGCAUCAUUCGCUUGGUGGUCGCAAAGUGCGAGCUAAAACGGAUGGCGAGGGGCUCACGGCUUUGGACGUUUACAAACCCACGGAAUGCAAUAACUGGGUUCACCUCUUAUGCGCACUAUGGACUCCAGAAGUAUUGUUUGCCAAUACGGUGACUAUGCAGCCAGUGGAAGGCGCCGGGAAUUUGCCUCCGUGGCGAUACGACACACGAUGCUCCUUGUGUGGUCAAGUCCGAGGCGCAUGUGUCAAGUGCGCUGAACCGACAUGCCGCUCGCACUUCCAUGUAUCUUGUGCAUUCCUAGCCCAGCCGUCGUGUAUACUGGCCUUUGAAAUUUUUCCUGUCAAAACAUCGAGACGUGAUUCCGUCCACACACUUUCAUUCAAGUCAGAAUCAGGUCAUAUGUGCGCUCAGAUCUGGUGUAAAGAUCAUUUGGGAGUUGCAAGAUCAAAAAUCACCUAUGAAUAUCAUGAAAUGGAUCCAAAGCUUAAAUUGACGGCGAUGCAGGCGUAUGCGAAAACGCACAAGCAAGUUGCUGCCGGUUCAAACCGCAAUAUGGCCCUUGUUGAAUCGACGCAUGCUCUUCUUAGGCGUGCAAAGAGGCUUGAUGUGAUGCAACAGGCAUGUGGCGGUGCAGGAGGCUAUAUCCGUGAUGGCAGUUUCGUCUCAAUGCACAAGGAUCAAACAGGCAUCAAGUGUCUAGAGAAUCCUACGAACGACAUGUCGCGAUCGAGCGAACAGGAUAUCGUGUGUAAAAAAUGCUAUUCAAACUGGUCACCUCUAUGGUGGCCUAUAUCAGGUACAGAUUAUGUGUAUUGCACCAUGUGCCACUCAGGUGUGAUAAGUUAG
Molecule: messenger RNA, 3033 nt
Organism: Malassezia restricta
Lineage: Eukaryota; Fungi; Basidiomycota; Malasseziomycetes; Malasseziales; Malasseziaceae
Product: PHD finger and BAH domain protein (Snt2)
Exons: 1
Coding region: 1-3033 (1010 amino acids)
Biological process (GO): histone catabolic process
Cellular component (GO): Lid2 complex
Molecular function (GO): chromatin binding; ubiquitin-protein transferase activity
Source: RefSeq, a predicted model, not a curated record